This is a messenger RNA of Betta splendens (Siamese fighting fish), 2283 nucleotides long. It is a transcript of the gene nae1, whose product is annotated as nedd8 activating enzyme E1 subunit 1. Gene Ontology annotation, molecular function: ubiquitin activating enzyme activity; NEDD8 activating enzyme activity. Gene Ontology annotation, cellular component: cytoplasm; nucleus. The transcript is spliced from 20 exons. The record is from RefSeq and is a predicted model, not a curated record. Gene Ontology annotation, biological process: protein neddylation; ubiquitin-dependent protein catabolic process; protein ubiquitination. Lineage: Eukaryota; Metazoa; Chordata; Actinopteri; Anabantiformes; Osphronemidae. The coding region runs from base 54 to 1703 and encodes 549 amino acids.
UCGAAAACACAAGUUUGAUUUUUUUCGACUCUGUGUUUGUGUCGAAUCUGCUGAUGAGGAAGUUCAGAUGCGCCAAUAAUCAUCGCCUAUUGAAAGAUAUUAUGGCAGCCACCAAAGCCUCCAAAGAGCAGAAAUACGACAGGCAGCUCAGACUGUGGGGUGAUCAUGGUCAAGAAACACUGGAGAAUGCACACGUUUGUCUCAUUAAUGCCAACGCAACUGGUACAGAGUUACUGAAGAACCUGGUACUUCCAGGUAUUGGAGCAUUCACAAUAGUUGAUGGCCAUACAGUUACUGGAGAAGAUGUUGGAAACAACUUCUUCCUUACACAUAACAGCAUUGGAAAGAACAGAGCACAGGCUGCAACGGAACUGUUACAGGAACUAAACAGUGAUGUCUCUGGAAACUUUGUUGAAGAGAGUCCAGACAAACUUCUGGACAAUGACCCAGAGUUUUUCCAGAGGUUUACCAUAGUCAUAGGUGUCCAAUUACCAGAAAGUACGUGUUUGAGACUCAGCUCAGUUCUGUGGGCCGUCUCUGUACCCUUCCUAAUCUGUAAAACCUACGGCCUCAUUGGAUACAUGAGAUUAGCAGUGCAGGAGCAUACAGUGAUUGAGUCACACCCAGACAAUGCUUUGGAGGACCUAAGGUUAGAUCUGCCUUUUGAUGAACUCAACAACCAUGUUCAGACCUAUGACCUCGACAGUAUGGAAAAAAAGGAUCACAGCCACACGCCGUGGAUAAUUAUUGUUGCUAAGCAUCUUGAGAAAUGGCUGAUUGAGCACAAUGGUCAGUCGCCAAAGAACUACAAAGAGAAAGAGGCCUUCAGACAGUUUAUUCGAGAAGGGAUCUUGAAGAAUGACAAUGGUGUCCCAGAGGAUGAGGAAAACUUUGAGGAAGCUGUUAAGAAUGUCAAUACUGCUUUAAAUCCAACUAAGAUAUCAAGUACUGUUGAGGACCUCUUCAAUAGCAAACAGUGCAACAACAUCACAUCACAGACCCCAUCAUUCUGGGUGAUGUUGAGAGCUGUUAAGGAGUUUGUUCAUAACGAAGGCAAUGGAAAUCUGCCUGUCCGGGGAACCAUUCCAGAUAUGAUCGCAGACUCUCAGAAAUAUAUCAACCUUCAAAAUGUUUACAGGGAAAAGGCUUUGCAGGAUGCAGCUGCUGUUUCUAAGCAUGUAGAAAAUCUAUUAAAGUCUGUUGGAAAGCCUCCAGAGAGCAUCUCUGAAAAGGACAUCAAACUUUUCUGUAAGAAUGCGUCCUUUUUAAGGGUGGUGCGCUGCAGAUCUCUGGCUGAAGAAUACAGUGUGGAUUCAGUAAACAGGGAUGAAAUCGCCUCAUGCAUGGACAAUCCAGACAGCGAGAUGGUCUUCUACCUCAUGCUUCGCGCUGUUGAUUGCUUCUAUCAGCAGCAUUCUCGCUAUCCAGGGGUUUACAACUACCAGGUGGAAGAGGACAUCAGCAAACUAAAGUUUUGUGUCAACUCCCUUCUGCAGGAGUACAGUCUCAAUGUCAACAUCAAAGACGACUAUAUCCACGAGUUCUGUCGAUAUGGAGCUGCAGAGCCACACACAGUUGCAGCAUUUUUGGGAGGAUCAGCUGCUCAAGAGGCCAUCAAGAUCAUCAGCCGACAGUUUGUGCCAUUUAACAACACUUUCAUUUACAACGCAAUGUCUCAGACGUCUGCCACCUUUCGGCUAUGAGUUGCUGAUGUGGACUUUGCUUACAGAAAAUAAUAACCAUAACUAAGGAGGCUGUGACGACUGGCUUUAAUGCAUCUUAAAUGUAAAACUGCACAUCGAGUUUUAAAAGAGAGACAAAGAGGUUGUGUAUACAUAACACUUGAAUACGACUACUACAUAAAUGUGUGUCUGCUGAUCAUAAAGUCUUGUCUUUAUUAAAGUGGGACAAAUUACUUUGAAGGUGCGGCAUAUGAAGGGGCUUACUAAAAAUAAUUUGGUUUUCUUCACACAUCACAAUUACUAAAUUAUAGUAUAUUUCUCAUUGUCCUGUUGGAGACUUAAUCAACCCCACCACGGCUCUGAAGAAGUGCUCUGGCUUUUAGGAUUGUAUAUCGUUGCAAACAUCACAACUACUAAAUUGAAUUUUUAUGUAGUAUUUUCAUUUGGCAAACUGACAUGUACACAAUGUAGCAGCACUUUGUAUAGUUUAGUAACAUCUGUUGUAUUGUUUGAAGCAAGAUGGACAUUUUUGGUUAAAAUUAAAAAGAUAAAUCUGUAACAUUUGUUGUGUUCAUAUAAAGGAAUUCAAUAUUUUACCUGA